This is a messenger RNA of Cryptomeria japonica (Japanese cedar), 437 nucleotides long. RefSeq names its product protein DGS1, mitochondrial. Lineage: Eukaryota; Viridiplantae; Streptophyta; Pinopsida; Cupressales; Cupressaceae. Gene Ontology annotation, cellular component: mitochondrial outer membrane. The annotation marks the transcript as partial. The transcript is spliced from 5 exons. The record is from RefSeq and is a predicted model, not a curated record.
CUGAACUUCUCAAUUGUCAGCUUCUGUCCAUCAGGGAUGAAUUAUUUGAGACAUUCAGAAAGCGACACAGGGGGGUUAUGGAGCUUGAAGAAGUACAAUUGACUGCAAAUUCCUUCCACAGAAUGUUAGUGGCAUUUACUGAACAAGCAACUGGAGAAAAACUACCAGAAGGAGCAUCAGACCAAGAAAUGAUGGAAAUCAUGAUGGCAAGAUAUGAAAAAGAUCUUAUGCAUCCACUUCAAAACCUUCUUGGAGGAGAGCUUGCUCGAGCCUUACUCAUUCAGGUGCAAAAAUUAAAGCUCGACAUUGAAACGGCAAUGCUUGAGCUGAAUCAGAUUCUCAGAGCAAAUGAAAUAAAUUUUGCAAUACUUGCUGCUUUGCCAGCAUUUUUUAUUACAAUCAUACUUGCAGCUCUUCUGCAGAUUUGGUUGGUGAAG